This is a messenger RNA of Styela clava, 3478 nucleotides long. The record is from RefSeq and is a predicted model, not a curated record. NCBI's taxonomy places the organism in Eukaryota, Metazoa, Chordata, Ascidiacea, Stolidobranchia, Styelidae.
GUUGUUUUAUAUUACAUUGAUAAGGUAUGAAAACACUAACUGCGGCCAUCUUGCUGGCGAUAUGUACCCCGACGUUCGCUGUUGAAGACCCGUGUAAGGAUAAUGGUGGCUGUGACCCAGAACAUGGAUUGUGUUGGAGAACUGGCGAAACUACGUCAUAUUGCACAUGCAAAGCUGGUUUCAAGCAAGUAGAAGUGAAUGGAACCCAUGCUUGUGUUGAUAUAAAUGAAUGCUUCGAAGCAGGAGCAUGUGAUGAAAACUCCCUGUGUGAAAAUGAACUCGGUACCUACUCAUGCAGAUGUAGAUGCGGAUAUACAAGGGGGUAUACAGGACAUUGCCUUGACGCUGCUAAAAUCACGGGAAUUUGUAUGAUGCCGCCAAGAUGUUAACAUGAAUUUUACUGGCUUCGUACAUGGUGGUGGGAUAUUCCCUUCAAAAUCAAAUACGGAAAACAAGAAUAUUUUCCUGAUCUUGACUCUGAGCAAAUAAGAGUGAAUCCUGCAGUAAAAACGAAGGGUAUAUGCAAAUGUGAAAGCGGAUUUUCUCUCAAUACAUGUGGUUAUUGCGAAGAUAUUGACGAAUGUCAAGAAGUUAAUAACAUUUGUGAAGGAGAAGAAUCUGUUUGUGUAAAUACGGAAGGAAGUUACUACUGUGAUUGUAAACCAGGAUAUAUUAUGGGACCAUGCGGAAUUAAAUGCUACGCAACCAAUGAGCCCAUACCGGUGAUGUGUGAAAAUGUGGAUCUCAGAAGUCUUGCUCACUCGGAGGUUGAGGCCGCAAAUGCUUCGUUUAUUCGUCCGAUUGUUUUAAGAAACUUCGGAAGAUGUAAAAGAAAGAUCAGAGUCGGUGCAACCUCCGAACAAGAACUUGACUUAGAUCGCGACGGUGUAAUCGACAUCAGAUUAAGUUGGACUUGCGUUGAUAAAAGUUUAGACGGAUCAUCCAGCAGAAGUAUAUUGACGUCAUACAGUGAAGAAGAAGUAGCAAAGUGGGGUCCGUGGUCAUGCUGGACAGUGUGUAAAGCAACGUGCUGGGGAGGCCUUCAGACCAGAGUAAGAAAAUGUUUACAUGGACGACCAGGUUUAAAAGGAUGUGCGGGAGAAGGAUCUCAGAAACGAGAUUGCUAUUUCGGACGUAAAUGUAAUUUUAGGAUACGUAAAAAUGUGAGAAGUCUGACUGAAGAAGAAAUAAAAGAUUUAAUACAAGCAAUGAGAAACUUCAAGAGAGAUUCAACAGCUAAUGGAUUUCAUAGUUCAGCGUCAAUGCAUUCCUGGCCAAACGUGUGCAACGGAAAGCCAUGUCGACCAACUGGAGGAAAAAUGGAUUUUCUGGCAUGGCAACGACUUUUCUUGCUGCAGAUGGAACUAGGACUAAACAAAUACCUCAAAGAUAAAACACUCGGAAUACCGUACUGGAACUGGCUUGAUGACGAUGGAAACAUUCCGGACAUAUUAUGGAAUAAGAAGAUGCACAAAAGAAUCAAUCCAUUCAUUAAUAUGACUGUAAUAUUGAACGAUAAAGAACCAAGAAAAACAAUUAAACGCAGUAAAAAGAUCUUUUCUCCUGCUAUAGAACUGGCACGUGCAAUGUGGGAUAAUGUAACGAGACAUUUGGCAAAACCACAUAUCAUGAGGGAAUUUUCGAAAUCUCUGGAAAACAUAAUGGAAAUUGUCUAUUUAGCUGCUUGUGAAGAAUGGUCGGAUAAUUGUGAAAUUUCUUUGGCAAACCUCAAGUUUUCGGCAUUUGAUCCACUUUACAUGUUCAUCCACUCCAACGCAGAUAGACUGUGGGCAAUAGCACAGAAAAAGAUGGAGGAAUCAGGCUCCACAACAUGGUCCUCACAAACUGCACUGGAUGCUUUAGAUAAAGAAGGGUAUUUCGGGAGAAAGCUAGCUCCAUUUGCAAACGAAAGUGUAAGUGGACACAAGUUAUUGCAAUCGAUCAACAGUCUUCGUGAUUCUUACUAUUAUCAAAAACUAAUGGGAGUAAAGUAUGAUCAUUUGAGCAACGAUGGAUUUCCAACCGACGAAGAUGACCAAUUUGACGAAGUUGGUGGAAAAGCUUUACGAACAGGAGGAGAAGAACGUCUAUUCAUUGGUCACUACUUCAAGAACGUCAGGAAGAACGUUUACAUCAAUUACUACUUAGGUGACGAUGAAACACCCUGUCGUGACCGUAAAGUGGAAGGAAAAGUUGGCAGCACAGUUUUGCUGUCAACAGAUAUUGUUUACAAAAAUACUAUUCCUACUCUUCUUCCAGUAGAAACAGUCGUACGAAGUCGUUUAUCAGAAGAUUUUAAUGUCAAAGCCUGUUACACGUAUGAAGCCAACUGUACUGAAAUGUGUCGAGAAGCUCGUGGUAUCAAUGUUAUGACGAUGCCUGAUCCCAUGUUGAUAUAUCACGUAAAAGACCAUCCAAUUGAUAUAUACAAAUUCAACUGGUCAAAUGGUAGAAGAAUGGCUAACUGGCUGAUCAACUUAGAAGCAGGAUCACAUUGGAUUUAUUUUUAUGGUGACAGAGCAAGAAAUAUAGUGCAGGUACCAACCGUAUCGGAAUGGAUUUCCUGCAAUAGAAAACGCGGAAGGCCAGUAGCUUGUGGUAGGCAAAAAGGAAAUGUGUGCAUGCUUCCUGUCGGCAUAUAUUUUCUUAUAGAUGGAGAUGAGGACCAUUGCCGAAACGGCCUGAAAACAGUCGUGGUGACAAGAAAAUGAUUGACACGUCAUUAAAAAAACAGCACACUAAAUUCAAUUUUCAGUUUAUUUGAUCACUCCUCGUACUUCUACCAAUUUUCCAUUUGCUAUAUCUUUGCGGACGUUAUUAUUAGUCAUUUCAGUUAUAAAUGAAUAAAAAAGAUAGUAAGUUUGAAGUUUUCAACGUUUUUCUGCUAAUACAUUUGACUUUUUCAGGUUAUAAUGAAAAAGCCAAAUUCAGUAAUAUCAACCAUAUAAUAUAUAUUAUAUAUAUGAGUGAAGCAAUAAAAUUCAGCAUUCUUCUGAAUUUUUUGACUGUUAGAUCCAUGUUACUUUUGACGUAAGUGAUAAAGACAAAGUGAUCUAACGUAACUUGGUAAAGUAAAGGAAAAAGAACAGUUAAAUAUGAUUAUAUAACCGCGGGCGAAAUACUAAGAACAGUUUUGAUUACGCUAUUAAUAUUAUAUACUUAUUCAUAUUUUCGAUGAAAUAACGGGAGAAAUAUUAUGUGAUGUCAUAUUUCGUAUUUCGAAAUUGUUCUAAUAAAUAUCACGUUCAGAGUUUUUCGAAACCUGUCGUCAUAACAGAUGGAAAUAUAAAUUUUAACAAAACGAUAUGUAUGUAAUAUUCCAGAAAAUGACAUAAUCUUGAAAUUGUAGAGUGGGCAGUUUCAAUAAUGAUUUUAACAAGAAGUCAUGUUAUGAACUAUAUUAUACUGAUUACAUUUCAAAACACAUAUUUUAACAAGAUGAGUCAAAUAUAUAUACCCGCUUUUUCUCCGAAUUCAA